This is a messenger RNA of Aethalodelphis obliquidens (Pacific white-sided dolphin), 2600 nucleotides long. RefSeq names its product tachykinin precursor 4 (gene TAC4). NCBI's taxonomy places the organism in Eukaryota, Metazoa, Chordata, Mammalia, Artiodactyla, Delphinidae. The record is from RefSeq and is a predicted model, not a curated record. Gene Ontology annotation, biological process: tachykinin receptor signaling pathway; positive regulation of cytosolic calcium ion concentration; inflammatory response. The coding region runs from base 829 to 1137 and encodes 102 amino acids. The transcript has 4 exons. Gene Ontology annotation, molecular function: substance P receptor binding.
GGGAGACAGGGAGGAACUAAGUGGAGAAGCGCCCUGAACGCCAUGCCAGGGAGCUUGAACUUUACGCCACGGGCAGUGGGGAGACACUGGAAGGCUGUAAGCAGGGAGAGAUAGGUCAGGUUAGGGCUUUGAAAAGAUCCCAGCAGUGGGAAGAUAUUUUAGAGCUGAUGACACUUGAGCAGGAGGUCAUUUUUCUGGCAAAUCCCAAUUCCUGCCUGUGAGGACCCUUAUUUCUUUACGUAUUGUCUUACCUCUUAGGGCAAGACGUGUGCAACCAUGUUCACAUGAGGACUACUGAUGGCGGGGAAUGCCGAGGAAGGGGUGCAGUGACUGGAAGGGGAGACUAGUGGUAGAAUACUAAGUUCUGGGGAGAGGCCUCUCUUACAGGGUAAGGGAGAAGCCAGGCAGUUCCCCCUUCCCAUUUCCAAGAUGGCGCUGCCUGCUCGGGGCUUCCAGUCAGGAAGCCGGAAGCAGCAGGCCCCACACACUGCUCCAUUGUGCACCUGCCUCCCAAGGGGAAUGCAGCCAGCGGUGAGGCGGUGUUGCAACAGAGAUCAACUGCUGGGGGGCGGCAGUGGAGGAGACCUGGUCCCUUCUCUGGGCAGCUCGCGGUAUCAUUGGCUUUUCCAGCUGGUGGGGCGGGGGGCAGUCACAGGAAAUGGCCCCGGGGGUCAGAUAAGCUGAAGGAAGAAGCCGAGUAGCUGGGAGGACAGAACAGGUGGAGUUUCCCCCACCUGCCGAGAGCAGCCAGAGAGAGAGGACGGAGCCUGCUAGUGGCGGUCUGUGGACUGAGAGGGGCUCCCCGAGGGUCCCAGGGCAGAGCUCACCAUGCUGCUCUGCCUCACCCCGCCUCUCCUGACGGGGCUGUCUGCUUGCACUGUGGCAGGUGACAAGGAACUGCCACUUGACGCUGAAGCUGGGUCCUGGGGCACCGUGACCCUGGAGGAAGAUGUUGUGCCCAGCAUUCAGCUCCAGCUCUGGGAAGUGAAGAGGAGCAAAGCGAGCCAGUUUUUUGGACUGAUGGGGAAGCAGGUGGGAGGAAUACCUCCCAUCCAGCCAGAGAGAAGAGCGUAUCAACGAGGACCAGUAGUCCAGGGCCACCUGGGCAGGGGAGGACCAUCUACAGAAGGUAGAUGAGAGCUUCUACUGGAUUGCAAGGGCAUAACGAGAAAGUGACCACUUUGCUGCCAGUCUCCACAGUGGGGGCCAGGCAGCUGGCCAGACAGACAGGCUCCCCACAAGCUAUUAGGCAGAGGACCCACGGAAGAGAGCAGUCGAGGUGCAGGGAGAUCAUGAUCCCUUUGAUGAUCCAGGCCUGUAACAGCCGUAGCCCUGAAGCUGCACCCUCUCCACCCCCAACACACCCAGGCACACUCUGCUCCCCCCUCUCAGGGCCAGCUGAAGCUACAGAGUAGUGUGUGGUUUUUCAGACCCUGAACAUCCCCCUUAUUCCCUUACUAAUCGUUGUUAGAAAGUCUUAAGGUAUUUCCUAUCUUCAAUGAUUAUAAAUAAAGGCAAAUGGCCCUGGGAGGGGUAACACCCUAAGUAGUUAUCAGCUAACGCCUUCUGGCAGGGGCCACAACCCCAAAGGGGUUCAAGGGGACGCUCAAUAAAUGAACAGGCAUGAAAGUAGGUAAGUGAAUCGAGCUGGGGAAGGAGCCAUAGCUCAAGCCAGUCAGCUCAAGAGGAAGGGCAGGGGGUGUCACAGCUGAUCAAAGACGCCAAGCUCAAGUCUGCUUUCCUAAACCUGACCUCUCCCCCCAGAGCCGCAGACCUGUGGACUGCUCUCUAGCUUCCCUGAUACCUGCUCCUUCCAACAUAGGCUCUUGGGAAUAAAGAUGGGAAAGUCCUCUAUAUUCCCCCAAGAGUUUUUCCUAAGUGUCUGAGCCUUUCCACUUGAAGGGCCAUGGAAGUCAACCCAAUGCCAAUGUGGAAAUGAAUGUCCCUCCACGCAGAGUGUCGGCAGGAGCCUUAGAAAUCAUUUUUCAGGGAUGGAAAUAAUUUGCCCAAAGUCACACACUGAACUGAUAACAGAGCCAGGACUAAACACUGUGUCCCCCGCUCCCUAGGCCAGGGCACUUCCCGUGGCCCCAGGAGGGCCUUUGGAAUUUUGAGUGGUGGAUUACCACUCCCUUUCUUUAGAGGAUUAGUGAGGGUUGGCUCGUCCAUGCUCUGGAGGCGUUUAUGGUUGAAAAAUGGAAGCUGUGCCAGAUGAACCUGUAAUUUGCCUUAGAUAUCUGCAGCUGGAGAAACGCGAGUUAGGGACGUGGAGGGCCUUGGGUGGAUGACUAGGGAAGGGCUCCGAGGGUGGAGGAGGCAGACCAGUCUCCCCUCACCGCCGGCCACGUGCAGCACUCUUCCCAGGCCCAGAGGAUGAGGACCACUGGUCAGAGUGAGAGCCCCUGCCACGUGCUUCCCAGAGGACGAAAAACCCCUUUCUCCCUACCUGGACGUGACAGCCAACCAGCCAGCCUCCGUGUCUCCUGGGCUCAUCGCCAGCAUGUCCCUACCCCUAGGCCCUCACUGAACUCACUGGGGCUCCUCCCAGGACUCUCGGUCUCAAGCAGCAGUCGUGCAUAAGUGCACUGUUGUCACCACUG